This is a messenger RNA of Pelobates fuscus (common spadefoot toad), 2652 nucleotides long. RefSeq names its product SWI/SNF related, matrix associated, actin dependent regulator of chromatin, subfamily d, member 1 (gene SMARCD1). The transcript is spliced from 13 exons. Gene Ontology annotation, molecular function: transcription coregulator activity. Gene Ontology annotation, biological process: regulation of transcription by RNA polymerase II. The coding region runs from base 53 to 1582 and encodes 509 amino acids. Gene Ontology annotation, cellular component: SWI/SNF complex; nucleus. The record is from RefSeq and is a predicted model, not a curated record. Lineage: Eukaryota; Metazoa; Chordata; Amphibia; Anura; Pelobatidae.
AGUCUGCCCUCUGACACGGUAUUUCCGGUUCCGGCCCCAUUGUUGCAAAGCGAUGGCGGCGCGGGCUGGCUUCCAAUCGGUGGCUCCGGGGGGAUCCGGGUCAGCAGCGCCCGCGUUGGGGCCCGGGACACCCGGUCCGGCGGUUCGCAUGGGUCCCGCCCCGGGGCAGGGGAUGUAUCGAUCCCCAAUGCCUGGAGCCGCUUACCCGCGACCUGGAAUUAUUCCAGGCAGUCGAAUGACUCCUCAGGGACCAGCCAUGGGGCCUCCAGGUUAUGGUGGAAGUCCAGCUGCGCGACCUGGCAUGGCCCAGUCAGGAAUGGACCAAACCCGUAAGCGACCAGCUCCACAGCAAAUUCAGCAGGUGCAGCAGCAACAGGCUGCUCAGAAUAGGAACCAUAGUGCUAAGAAGAAGAAGAUGGCAGAUAAAAUUCUACCUCAGAGGAUUCGAGAACUGGUACCUGAAUCUCAGGCUUACAUGGAUUUACUGGCGUUUGAGAGAAAGUUGGACCAGACAAUUAUGAGAAAGCGUCUUGAUAUUCAAGAAGCAUUGAAAAGGCCGAUCAAGCAAAAAAGGAAACUUCGGAUUUUCAUUUCCAAUACUUUUAAUCCAGCAAAAUCAGAUGUUGAAGAUGGUGAGGGAACCGUGGCAUCAUGGGAGCUACGUGUAGAGGGACGACUUCUUGAGGAUGCUGCCUUGUCCAAAUACGAUGCUACCAAACAAAAGAGGAAAUUUUCAUCCUUCUUUAAGUCUUUAGUCAUUGAACUAGACAAAGACCUGUAUGGGCCAGAUAAUCAUUUAGUGGAGUGGCAUAGAACACCCACUACCCAGGAGACAGACGGGUUUCAGGUGAAGCGUCCAGGGGAUGUGAAUGUACGCUGCACGGUCUUACUAAUGCUUGACUAUCAGCCACCACAGUUCAAAUUAGACCCACGGCUGGCCCGUCUUCUUGGUAUUCACACCCAGACUCGUCCGGUUAUCAUUCAAGCUCUUUGGCAAUAUAUUAAAACCCACAAGCUUCAGGACCCCCAUGAACGUGAAUUUGUAGUCUGUGACAAGUAUCUACAGCAGAUAUUUGAGUCUCAGAGAAUGAAAUUUUCAGAAAUUCCUCAGCGACUCCAUGCCCUCCUCAUGCCUCCAGAACCGAUUAUAAUUAACCACGUCAUCAGUGUAGACCCCAAUGAUCAGAAGAAGACAGCCUGUUAUGAUAUUGACGUAGAAGUGGAUGACACGCUGAAAACACAGAUGAAUUCUUUCUUGCUUUCAACAUCCAGUCAACAGGAGAUCGCUGCCUUGGAUAACAAGAUACAUGAGACCAUAGAAACAAUUAAUCAGUUGAAGAUUCAGAGAGAAUUCAUGUUAAGUUUUGCCCGUGACCCUCAAGGAUUCAUUAACGAUUGGCUGCAGUCUCAGUGCCGUGACCUCAAGACUAUGACUGAUGUUGUGGGCAAUCCAGAAGAGGAGCGCCGAGCGGAGUUUUAUUUCCAGCCAUGGGCUCAAGAAGCUGUAUGUCGAUACUUCUACUCUAAGGUGCAACAAAGACGACAGGAGCUGGAACAGGCUCUAGGAAUUCGAAACACAUAAGCCUUGACUUCUGCAAACUAGAUAUAUUAGCUGUUUGCUCCCCGUAGAUGUAUUUAACUUGAGUGUUUCUCUCCAGCAUUUCAGUAUCUUCUUGAGGCUUUAUGGGGAUGUGUUGUAAUCAGGGUCUGUACAACUGACUGCAGAGUGAUGAUACACUAAGUAUACUGUUCUUGCUGGUCAGAAGUAAUACAUUGCUGGCCUUAGCUAAAUGUUAUGAGGGCUAGACUUCAGUUAUACCCUCAUGAGUUAAAUAAAAUUUAGUGAUAUAUUUUUUCUUUUUUUAUAUUGUUUUUCCCUCUUAAGUGUCAUAUUUUCUCAUUUUCGUUUCUGUAUGUUAGUAAGCUUUUUUUUUUUUUUUUUUUUUUCCUUUUUUUUUUUUUUCCCCUCCCUCUGGGGCAAAUUAUAAUUCAGAAAGAAAUAAAGAACAAAUAUGAAUUUGCGUUGUGCAUUAAAAGUAUGCAUUAUUAGCCCGCUUAGAAAAAGCCUAAUAGGAAGUUGAAAAUAUUUUAAAGAUUAAAAAAAUAAAUAAAAUAAUGAAAGCACCACUGCAAAUGCACAAAGUGUGCAGUCUGUAGUCAUAACAAACUAUGCCCUGAUCACAUAGCAAAGAUCCAUGUAAACUGCCAUUGGUUUUUGUGGGCGGGGGGAGGGGGGAAUAAGCUAUUUUACCUCCUAUUUUCUCACAGUUCUAGCCAGUUGGGAAAUUAUCUAUGUAUUUUUUUUUUUUUUAAAUAUAUAAUAUCUAUUAGUGGAAAAGGUUACAUGUUUUGGCUGGGAAAAGUGGUCAAUAGAUUUCAAGAAUGAAGGACUCUUCUCUAAGCAUAAUUGAGUGUACAUUGAUAUAUUAUACAGCAUUUUCAUUCUGAGGAAUUGGCUCUUAACAUGCUGCUUCUGCUCUCUGGGGUGCGUAACCCUAGGAGCUUUCAAACUCCCUCACCGAAUGUGCUCAGAGCACCUCUAUUCUCAUAAAAUGUAGCCUUUUUUAUUUUUAAACGAAUUAUGGUUUUUGAUGGACCAAAAUAUUGUUUUGUAUCUUGUAGUCAAUUGCCAAGUUUUAAUAAAAGCAAAUU